Messenger RNA from Linum tenue, 2432 nucleotides. NCBI's taxonomy places the organism in Eukaryota, Viridiplantae, Streptophyta, Magnoliopsida, Malpighiales, Linaceae. The record is from the annotation of a GenBank genome assembly.
AUGGCGGCUUCUCCACUUCCAAAACUCUGCUCACCAUGGCACCAACUCUUCCUCCUCACCACCACCACCAUAAUCUCCCUCUCCAUCAUCACCUCCUCAUCACAAUCCCACUCCACAUACAUAAUCCACAUGGACCUCACCGCCAUGCCCAAACCUUACACCGACCACCACACCUGGUUCCUCGCCGCACUCUCCUCCCUCCCGCCUCCAUCCACCCACAUCUACACCUACACCGACUCAAUCCAUGGCUUCGCCGCCAAGCUCACCGAUCCACAGCUCCACGCCAUCAAAUCCCUCCCUGGCUACAUCUCCUCCACGCCCGACCGCCAGCUCCACCUCCACACCACCCGCUCCCCUAGUUUCCUCGGCCUCGACUCCCUCUCCCAAGCCUUCCCCGCCGCCAACCGCGGCCACGACGUCAUCAUCGGGUUCAUCGACACCGGCGUCUGGCCCGAGAGCGACAGCUUCCGCGACGACGGGAUGUCCAAGAUCCCGUCGCGAUGGAAAGGGAGAUGCGUCCCGGGGACACAGUUCAACGCUUCCUUGUGCAACAAGAAACUCAUCGGUGCUUCCUUCUUCAACAAGGGUUUGCUGGCCAGUCUCGGAGGAGGCAACUUCUCCGUCUCGAUGGACUCGGCCCGCGACACCGACGGCCACGGGACCCACACGGCGUCCACGGCCGCGGGGAGCCACGUGAAGCGCGCGUCCUACUUCGGAUAUGCGCCCGGGACGGCGAGGGGCGCCGCCCCGCGAGCUAGAGUGGCAGUGUACAAGGUUGCCUGGGAGUUCGGCACCUUUUCCUCCGACGUCGUCGCCGCCGUCGACCAGGCGAUUCGAGACGGCGUCGACGUGCUGUCUGUGGCACUGGGACUGGCGUUGUACGACGAGACGUUGGUGGAGGACGUGGUCGCGACGGCCACCUUCGCAGCGGUGGAGCGCGGCAUAUUCGUCGCGGCUUCGGCCGGGAACUCCGGCCCGUCGUACGCCACCGUGAUCAACGGCGCGCCGUGGCUGACGACGGUUGGAGCCGGGAGCAUCGACAGGAGGCUGGGCGGCGUUUUGAGCUUGGGAAGCGGGAAGAACGCCAAAACGGUGCCGUUUCUAUCGUUAUACGCAGGUAACUUCUCUGCCACGUCACAUGCCAUGGUGUUUCUCGACGCAUGUGCGAGCGUGGACGAUAUGAUGAGAAAUAGAAACAAGAUUAUCGUCUGCAGGGACAACUUCAGCAUCGGCACACAGACCCAGAACGAGAACGCCCGCGAAGCGAACGCCACGGCCGUGUUCAUUACCGCCAUGGCCGUGCCCGACUACUACAUGAGGAACUUCAUUCCCGCCGCCUACGUGGACUUGAAGCAGCACGGCAACAUCGUGACGGAUUACAUAAAGUCGAGUCAAAGUCCAAGAGGAAGUUUGACUUUUCGGAAGACAACGACCGGGUCAAAGCCGAACCCGAGGAUUGACCAGUUCAGCGCGAGAGGCCCACUGCCCAACUGCCCGACCGUCUUAAAACCGGACAUCAUAGCACCCGGUUCGUUCAUCCUGGCAUCCUGGUCCCCGACCAGUUCGGUCGUCGAGAUGCGUCCGCCAGAAUUCAGCACCCCGACGUUCAGCCCGUUUCAGAUCAUGUCGGGGACCUCGAUGGCCGCGGCCCACGUGGCCGGCGUGGCUGCGCUGAUCAAGAACGUGCACCCCGGCUGGAGCCCCGCCGCGAUUCGAUCGGCUCUGAUGACCACAGCCAGCUCGGUGGACAACGCUGGAGGGCAGAUCGGGGACGCUUCGAACUACACCGACCCGGCCGACCCAUUCGGGUUCGGGUCGGGCCACAUCGUACCGGUCAAGGCGGUCGACCCGGGACUGGUUUACGAUGCCACGACGGAUGACUACGUCCGUCUCCUCUGUGCGAUGAACUUCACGGCGAGUCAGAUCCGAGUCAUCACCAGAUCGUCGGCUCACAAGUGCGGCGGUAAUGGGUCGGAGGCGGCGGACCUCAACUACCCUUCUUUCGUUGCCUACUUCAAUGAUUUCGGGCCGGGUUUGGAACCGAGGGUGGUGGUUUAUGAGUUCAGGAGGAUCGUGACCAAUGUCGGAGAUGGAGCGGCUAGCUACACUGCGAAGCUGAGUGCGAUGAAGGGCGUGGUGGUGAAGGUGGAGCCGGAGAAGUUGGUGUUCGGGAAGAAGGGCGAGAAGCUGAGUUACAAGCUGACGGUGGAAGGUCCGAAGCUGUUGAGUGAGUUUGUGGUGCAAGGGUCGUUGAGUUGGGUUCAUGAUGGAGGGAAGUAUGUGGUGAGGAGUCCAAUUGUGGCCACAAAUCUCGUCCCAGUCUCGCCUUUUAGUGGUAACUAAUAGUACGCUUUGGAGAAAUUCCAAUAAUCCAUGGCUUUUAGAGCUUGGAACCCUUUGGGGUUUUUUGUUUUGUUUGUUUUUGUUUCUGU